CAGUCGCCAGGUCCUGGCCAACGGAUGCUGGAGGGACAACACUAGAGACACAAUCCUCCGGCUCUCAUCACCGGCAGACAUGGGGAGCAGAUGAAAAGAGAGAGAAAAAAAAAGUACCUGAUCUAGUAGAGUGAUGCCAGCCGCCAUGUGACCACGUGAUGGAAGUCGGUCUGGCAGUGCUGAGUGUUUUUCAGGUCACCUUAUUCGCACCUUUUUUUGGGCAGAUGAACUGGAUACGAAUGCUAGGAGAGGCAAUGCUCCCUCCCGUAUUGUGCCGGCAGAUGACGAUCUUUGGGCAUCGCGGGGAGAAUCUGGGGAAACAUCCACCUUCUGGAUCUGUCAGAACCGACUGCAAGUAUCGCCGGUUGUGGAAUGGACAUACUGUGCAAUCUCUCGACUGUAACCAUUUGACGUUGACCUUAACAUGUCAGUGUGUCUAUCUUUGCUUUUUCCCGGCCCCAUGCUGGCAUCUGGCGUCGUCUUGUGGCUUGUAUGAUGGGAGUGCGCAUGUCCACUGAUCUUCUUCACGUUGGCUUCCACCUACUGGACGUUAUACUCUAUGUGGACAUUUACGUACCUCCCAAAUAAGGCAGAACACCGACAGUUACGAGAUAAGGAAGGUCAGUAGGUGGAACGGUU
Molecule: messenger RNA, 639 nt
Organism: Aspergillus costaricaensis CBS 115574
Lineage: Eukaryota; Fungi; Ascomycota; Eurotiomycetes; Eurotiales; Aspergillaceae
Exons: 2
Coding region: 159-518 (119 amino acids)
Source: RefSeq, a predicted model, not a curated record